UUGUGGCAUCUCCACGUUAGUACCGAAACACCGCGGAGAGUGGAUCACUGUCCGUGCUGCUCUGGUUAGCUCGGGACAUGACUCGGGACAUGACUGAUUGCAGUUAGCUAAGUACCGGCUAUCGAGAAGAUUCUUUUUUUCUGAGAAAAGGGAAAAGUGGAUAUAGAGGGCAAAGAAACCGUCUUUCUACAAGAACGGUCGCGAUCUAAAACGGCCGGGUUCGCUUACAGUAAAGACAAUAACCUUACUUGAUGCUGCUACUGAAGGAGUCGGUCAAGUGCGAUGAACUUUGGGCUUUUCAUUGGUGUGUAGUUUUAUAGUUAGCAACUUUCUCAGGGUGAAAUUAACUGCACUUCAGUGGGCAUUAUCACGAGAGGAUGUCGCCAGCCUACGGAUUCCGAACAUGUUAACAGUAAAUGAUUUACUAAAGCAUUUCUGCGGCGAGCCCACGUUGCUGAUAACAGGUAUUGUUGGAGACGUUGUGGCUCUUUCGUAAAGUGCACUUUCAAGGUUACUAAUCAGCCAGCGACUUUGAUGACAAUUAAAUAAGACUUGCGCUCUCUUGGGCUACUCCCACUAGAGAUAACAGAGCUCAGUACACAAAGAAAGGUGAGACAGUGUGUCAACGGUGUAAAAAGGAAAUAAAAAAACUUACAGGAGAAAACGGCGUGGGCUUCUAACAUUCAUAUGAGUGAGGAUAACUUAACGACAUUCAUGAAGGGUCAGUUUGUCAUUCAGCUCUCACUGUAAAUCUGCAACUGAGCUUUUUUUCUAGUAUGCAAGUGCACUCUUGAAGGCUAUUGUAGCAUUCUCGCAAGGAAACAAUUCACUUCACUUUAUCAUUAAAGCGUAAACCGCAUAAACCAGCAACAGAGCGGCUAAAAGCUCGCCGGAGACGCCGUAGUUUAUUGCACCGUCGAGACUGAUCCAAGACAAACGCCGAGUGAUAUCCCUCGCGCUCAGACCAUGGCCUCCUCCUCCUCCUCGCGGAACAGCUGCUUCUGGUUGCUCUGGAGACGGACCUUCCUCGCGCUAUCCGUGUGUGCGCUUGGGGCGCGUGGAGCGGAGGACGACAGCACCUUCAACGCAGAGUCAUGGCUGAGGAUGUACGGUUACCUACCCCAGGCCAGCAAACAGAUGUCAACCAUGCGAUCAGCUCAGAUCCUGUCCAGCGCCGUCAGCGACAUGCAGCGGUUCUACGGCCUGGAGGUCACAGGACAGAUGGACGCUCAAACCGUCAGUGCCAUGAAGAGACCCCGCUGUGGUGUGCCUGACAAGUUUGGAGGCCAGAUCAAAACCAAUGUGCGGCGGAAACGCUAUGCACUCACUGGACACAAAUGGAACAAGAACCACCUCACUUACAGUAUCCAGAACUACACUCCCAAGAUUGGAGAGUAUAACUCAUACGAAGCCAUUCGGCGGGCUUUUAAGGUCUGGGAGGCGGUGACCCCAUUGACCUUUGAUGAAAUCCCCUACCAGGAGAUCAAAUAUGGACGCCGUAAGGAACCUGACAUCAUGAUCUUCUUUGCUUCGGGUUUUCAUGGAGACAGCUCUCCGUUUGAUGGGGAGGGAGGCUUCCUAGCACAUGCCUACUUCCCUGGACCUGGAAUGGGUGGAGACACACACUUUGACUCUGAUGAACCAUGGACCAUAGGAAACCAGAAUGUACAAGGUAAUGACCUCUUCCUAGUGGCAGUCCACGAGCUGGGACACGCCCUGGGUUUAGAGCACUCCAACAACCCACUGGCCAUCAUGGCUCCCUUUUACCAAUGGAUGGAAACUGAGAACUUCCAGUUGCCUGAUGAUGACCGGCGCGGCAUACAGCAGAUUUAUGGUCAGCCAGACAGCGGCCCAACUCAGGCCCUGCCCACCGUGAUUCCCCGUCGCCCAGAGCCAAGGCCACCAAAAACACCUCCUCGGCAUCCUGACCGCCCCAAGACCACCGAAAGACCUGAUCAUUAUGGACCCAAUAUCUGUGAAGGGAACUUUGACACGGUUGCUAUGCUUCGAGGAGAGAUGUUUGUUUUCAAGGGCCGUUGGUUUUGGCGGGUUCGAAGGAACAGGGUUCUGGAUAACUACCCCAUGCCCAUCAGUCACUUCUGGAGGGGUCUGCCUGGAGACAUAGAUGCUGCCUAUGAGAGACACGACGGCAGGUUCGUCUUCUUUAAAGGAAACAGAUUCUGGCUUUUCAGGGAGGCUAAUCUGGAACAGGGAUAUCCACUGGAGCUGGUGGAUUAUGGUCGAGAUAUUCCCUACGAUCGAAUAGACACAGCCAUCUGGUGGGAGCCAUCCGGCUACACUUACCUCUUUCAAGGAGACUGGUACUGGCGCUUCAGCGAGCAGUCACGCUCGGCUGACAGAGGCUACCCGAAACCAAUCAGCGUCUGGGGAUCAUCUGUGCCUUCCACUCCCAAGGGGGCUUUCCUUAGUGAUGAUGGGGCAUACACCUUCUUCUACAAAGGAUCCAAGUACUGGAAGUUUGACAACCACCGCAUGAAGAGCGAACCUGGUUACCCUAAGUCCAUUCUGAGAGAUUUUAUGGGCUGCAGUGUGGACCUGGACCCGGACAGAGACACAGACACAGACACAGACACAGACACCAGAGGAAAAUACCCAGAUGUGAACAGGCCACCAUUCAACCCAGAUGCAGGUAGUGAUGGCGACAAAGACAAAGAUCGGGAUGGAACAGAUCGAGGUGGAACAGACAAAGAUGCGGGCAAAGGCACGAACAACGACAAAGAGGAAGAAUAUCGUGAGGGUCGUGAGGAAGACACGAACGAGGUAGAUGUGGUGCUGAAGGUGGAUGACAGCGAGGAACGGACCAUGAAUAUCCUGAUGGUAACCAUCCCGCUGGUCCUGGUGCUGUGCAUCCUGGGACUGAUCUACGCCAUCAUCAAUACCCUGCAGAGCAAGGGGGCGCCUCGGCUGCUGGUGCACUGCAAGCGCUCGCUGCAGGACUGGGUCUGACCCCCAGCAGGGGACACUGAACUUUGAACUUAAACCAGACCUUGGACAUCAUCCUUCUCUAACCCAGCCCUCUUUCCAAGUGAUCCUUUUGUCUCACGUCUCUGUGCUCAGCGGCUCCUGCAAAUCGACGUACAUGUGGUAGAAGAUCCAAUCCUGUACUGAUAUAUGCACACACACACAUACACACAAACUACAAACAAGCAUAAAUUAUGUCUUACAUACACACGCACCCACAGACACAUACACACCAGCCUAAUCUCCUCCUGUCUCCCAUGGUGCUCUACAAUGCGUUGACUGUAGUCUAUUUAUAUGAGAGAAGUUUGCACAUUGUUUUUUUUUUUGUUUUUUUUUUUGUUUUGGUGAUGUUUUUGUUUUGAGUUAUUUUGUGUGACUUUUUUUUAUUGUUAUUAUUAUUGUUUCUAAAGCAGGAAGGCCCUUCUAUUCUCCUCCUUCCCCUAAUCUCAGUAGGGGUUUUUCCUCACUUAUAGCUUGACAUCUGCUUAUGCUAUCACUGUUGCCACAAAAGGAAGAAAUGCAGAGGCUUAGAAAAGGAAGAGUGAUUUGUGGACAGACCACUGUGCUUCAAGUAGGCUUCGGGAGUGUUCCUUCCUCCUCUCAUCAUUAUCUUACAUCUCUUCUCUUUUCUCUGCAGUGCAAUAUGUCAUGGGGUGGGAGGUGAGAUAAGAGAGGAACAUGGUUGGGUCACAACAAGCAUUUCAGUAUAGUCUACAUUAAGAGGUAUUUAGAAGCCUGGCUUGAGCCAAGAUAAUAUGCUCCGUUUGACUUGUGAUUAGGCUGUUCAUGUAACUCUGAAGGUUGGGUCAGAGUUCAGUUUGUUUAGGUUUCAGGGGGUAAUUACAGUAUUAUUACAAUUUAGAUCUUAUUUUUAAUGCUAGUUUCAUGCUCGUUUUUUGGAGUCUGGAAAUACAGUGAUAUUACUGAAAAAAUGUGCAUCAUACUGGCUUGUGUCUUAACUUUAAGAAAUCCAAACUGGAUGUGACAUUUGUCCAGCAUGCUGCCACUCUUUAAGCUGCUGGCUCGAGCUUUACUUUAAGUGUAUGGACAUGACUGUCAGCAAAAUUUAAAAAAAAAAAAAGAAGCAAAUAAGCAAAAUCUCAAAAUAUUGAAUAAUUCAGAUUGAUCAUGAUCCCUCCCUCAUCUGGCAAUUACCUUUAAUUAGUACAUUGUUAGCAGUUAGAAAUGUUGGCUAUAAAACCAAGAUCCAAGUUGUAAUAAAUAGCAACUACCCUUAUUAAUUUACAAUUAAAUGCAGACUACUACUGCCCUAUUUUCCAAAGUUGUCUUGUGUUCACAUAGUUGGGUCUACCUUCUUUCUUUUCCUUAUUUGGAAACUAUUUAAAGACCUCCUUGGCUGAAAGGGUAAACAGACUUUAAAGGGGACCUCUUCCCUUAGCUUUCAUUUAUGUGGCUAAUUCUCAGAGAGCCUCCUUUCUGUCAACAGUAAGACCUUUUCUUUGUGCUGCAGAGGAGACAGACCAAUGGUUAAGUAACGAAAUCAGCUCACUGUGAAAUAACACAAGGGAGGAAGCAUUCAUUGCAUCUGUGUGUGUGUGUGAGAGAGACAGAGAGAGAGAGGGAGAGAGACAUAAAACAGGGGAGAAACAAAGCAAAGCCUUAGCCUUUAAAUUCAGAACAGGAUGUUACACUGCAAAUGUAACACAGCGGUGGUAGGGUGUAGCUAAUGUACCAUGCAGGUUAAGAUGGACUUUUUACUGCUAGUGUUGUAAGAAACCUCAUUGAUGACCUGUGGUCUGUCUGUUGUAAAUAUAGCAUAGCUGUGAGCGCCAGGGUGGGCUCGGGCCGUGCAGGCUCAUGUGAACACGGACUAAUCCUCUUCAUUAAAAAACAGCAGGUGUGUGCAAAUGCUGCUAACCCCAUGCGACCCCUAAAGUAAACCUGAAACUCUCAGAACCAAAACACUCCACACUCCCUUUUCAUCUCGCAAGAACAGAGAUGGGAAAAUGUCAGACAAAUGUCCAUCUUAAAUACUCAGUAAAUCUCUAUUAAAGAUGGAUACCGGUGCUUUUGAACAUUUUCGCUAACUGUUCCUGUCAGCCACUGGUUUCCAUCUAUUUUCAUGAAGCAUGAAAAUCACCUUGCACACCAUGUGAAUGCAAAAAUUAACAAAACUCUAAGUCAAAACUCAAGUCAUUAUUUUUGUAAAAGUCAGUACAUUGAGCCAACCUACUGAUUUUUAUACAGAAUUAAUGGAAGUUGAUGGCUAAUUUGGUUGGGAUAAAAUGCACAGGAGUGGACGACUUUAGAGUUGGAGGAAGGCUUAUCUGAGGUAGCAUUAAGAAUUAAGCUGCCAGUCUGACCAGAGGGGGUUCAGUUUGCCCGGCUCAGGUUACACAGAUCUGAACAGGGAGGGCAAGGAGAGAUUUCCUGCAGCUGGGACAAGGAAAAGGGGGGAGGGAACAUCGAGGCUGACCUCGUGUCUCCGAGCUUGCAAAGUUUGGAUCUCAGGAAUAAGGAGGGGUUGGAAGAGGGAAAGAAAGAGGGAGAGAGUGGGGGGGCUUUGAUAGCUCUAUUCCACUGGCAACAGCUCAUGUGACCCAAAUUCUUCUACUAGCUCAACAACAGUGCUAGCCAAAUAGGAAACUUAAGCUUACAGUAGGUGACAGUUCCUUUUUAGGAAUGCUCUCUCUAAGUGUUUUGCUUGUAGUUUUGUAUGUAUCAUGACUUGUUUUAAAGCCUGCACAUUGAUUCCGAUUGUUUCUAAUCAGCAGCACGUCUGCUUCACCUGCCUUUCUUUUUUUGUCAGUCAGACCGCAUGUUGACAGGCAGUGCCGAUACAUGACACUGCUGUUGUGCUAGACCGCCAGCUAGGUGAUGACAGGUUGAGGUGGGACACCUAUGCAGACAGACAGAAAGUUAACAGGACACCUGUACUGAAAGGAAGAAAAGGAAGAGCAUUAUCAGCCAUCAUCAUAAGUCUGGAGAUUGAUCGGUGGCCAGUCGAUAGCAGUUGCCAGGAAACGGUGUUGUGUGUCAAUCGCUCAUCUCCUCAUCAUCAAGGGUUGUUUAGUGGGGUGGGGGGCGGGGGCUUGGCGGACACAGCUAAUCAGCGUUAAAAGCACCCCGCAACCCCCUCCCCUGUCCUGCUCUUCCAUCGGUCCUACAGCCGCAUCACUGAGUGCUUUGACAGUGUAGCGUCUGGACAGGUUCAGAAUAUGCAGACUCAUCGCACUAGACACAAAGUUACGUAUGGAGCUCUCCUUUAUCCACCCUCCUUUUCUCUUCCGAAACCUCCGCACAGAGAACCCACAGGGAGUUAACCACUUCAAAGCUGAAGCAACCACUUCAAAGUUGAAAAGAGUAUCUAAGUUUGAUUCACUUGAAAUUACAGACUGGGAGAUUCAGCAGUUUGAGAGAUUCUCUGUAAUGUGACAGACAUUGAACGUAAUGUAGUUCAUUGUCUCGAGACGACAAGCAGAAGAGAAAAGCUGAAAGGUCAGGAAAGAAAUCUGUCGAGGCUGAUUGAUGCGUGUUUCUGUAUUUGUGUGUGUCGAGGUGUUCAGUUAAUCAGCUCUACUCUCCAUAAGCGAGGCCCGUUUUCUGACUGUAAAUCUCCCACACUCCUCCUCUAUCCCCUGCCCUCCCCUACACAUACUCAGCCCAGCCCUCGAAGCCCGAGGGGAUCAUAAUAACAACAAUGGCCUUCUCUCUCUCUCUCUUUCUCCUCCCCCUAUUCUCUCUCUCCAUAACACACACACACACACACACAAACAGAUUAUUGUCUUCCCCAACCCCCCCCCUUUAGGAAAGUAGUCCAGGCCAAGGUCCAGCGGCACACAGCAGAGCCUGUUUUUAGAUCCAUCUCCUUGUUCAGCAACAUUGAACACUAGUGAAGGAUACACUUUAAAAUGCUGUACCUGUCAGGUCUCGGCCACAUUCAGAUUUAAAAUUCUUUUAUGUUAACGCCUUGUUCAUUUUGAAGUGCAGGGCCCUGAUGCAAAGUUUAGGUUGAGUUAGGACAUUGCUGAGCUUGUCUGAGCUUUCAUCUCUCUCAGGAUGUGUUUCUGUAAACACUGCAUGUUAAACCUUCCUCACACAACCCUGCUGUUCUGACUCUGGGUUUAAUACACUUCUUAUUUUGUCUUUCAUUUGAAUGAAUGUUUCAAAUCUCCACUUUCAUUCAGAAGGCAGGUAUUCUUCUAGCUGUGUCUCUGCACUUUUUGUGUUCCAGCUUCCUGCGAUCAGCGUCUCCCUACACCUCCUUCAAGCCACAAUCUUCCAAAAGUCAUUGCAUCAGUCCUGUGCAAAGUAUGAGCUCUGACGAAGACAUAGAUCAAUAAAUAACAGACUGAAAAGAUAAAAGCAAAAGAGAAAAAAUGAAAAAAAAAAAUCUGUCCAUUGUGACAUACAGUAAGACUGUGUUCCGUCUCUCAACUCUGCGGCUUAUGAUGGCCCAAAGAGUGCAUCUCACCUUGCUCACUGAACCCAUCCACUCUGAAACCACUCAUUUCAAAUCACCACUUGGCUAACUCAAAGACUCACCGCAGGGAUGAAACCGAAAAGAUGGCUGACAAAUGACUUUCAGCUUCUGUGUCGUCGCAUUUCCCCCCAGAUGAGUGCAGUGGAUCAGCUCUCGUUGUGCUUCAGACAGGCAUCCAGACUGUUGAGCAGCCCACUUAAGAAAACUGUUUUAAUCCACUUACUGCAGCUAAAGUAGAGAGUAGAUUUUGUUGGAUUCAUUCAGUUCUGUAGUGGCAUCUCACACUUGAUCUUCUCUCUUCAUUACUACUUGAGUAUGGAGAAAAAAAAGUAUAAAAAAAAAAAAAAGUGGCAGUCAAUCAAAACAGAUGAGGUUAUUGUUUGUCUUUGAUAAUUUGUCUCAUUUUGAUUUUAUUUUGUGCAUUUUUCUCUUCGAACUUGAUAUGAUAUUUUUUUUUUUGUUAAUAACAUUCCAAUUAGUUUUUUUUGAUUGGUUGUUAGUGGGGUUUUUUUUCAUAGAAAACUGUAAGAUUUUAUACAUUUGUGUUGUGUGUUCACCUCUAGUUGAGUGUGUUAACAAGCCAUGCUGGACAUGUACACAUUAAAAAUUGCUCUAAAAAUA
This is a messenger RNA of Scatophagus argus, 8047 nucleotides long. RefSeq names its product matrix metallopeptidase 15b (gene mmp15b). The record is from RefSeq and is a predicted model, not a curated record. Gene Ontology annotation, cellular component: extracellular matrix. Gene Ontology annotation, biological process: extracellular matrix organization; proteolysis; collagen catabolic process. Lineage: Eukaryota; Metazoa; Chordata; Actinopteri; Scatophagidae. Gene Ontology annotation, molecular function: zinc ion binding; metalloendopeptidase activity. Bases 967 to 2967 code for a protein of 666 amino acids. The transcript is spliced from 10 exons.